AUGCAGAGCAACGAUAUUAAUACUAAUUCAACUAUUUUAAUUCGUACACUUCAUCCAACAGAAAAUGAAAUUGAACAGUGUCACAAUAUAACACGUAGUGUAUUUAAAGAGUAUGGGCAAUCUGAUGAAAUGAUCACUAAGUAUAUGAUCGAACAAGAUAUGAGUGAUAUUGAAGAAAAUUAUUUAAAAUUAUCACGAAGUCAUUGGUGGGUAGCAGUCAUUGGUGAAAAUAUUAUCGGUCAAGUUGGUCUUCAACCAAUGUCUGUAGGUGAUAGAGAAUACUACAAUAAACUAAUAAUGGAUGAAAGUUUACGAUUUUACAAGGAUAUUCAUCCGGACGACAUUUGUGAAUUAAGACGAAUGGCUGUACUAUCCGGAUAUCAAAAUCAACACAUUGGUCGAAAACUACUACAGACAUUUAUUGACUUUGUACGUAAACAAGACUAUAAAGCUACUCAUUUAACUACAGGUAUUGUUAUGAAAAAAGCCUGUAAUUUUUACGAACGAUGCGGUUUUAAACGUGGUCAAAUUUUUCGUUAUACUAUAGACUUCAACGAAUUAAUUAGUAAAGAUAAGAAGGAUAUUGCUGUUGACAGCAAGAAGACUGAUAAAAUAACAAAAUUCUUCGGUACACCAGUCGUAUUCAAGACUUUAAAUGAUUUAACUGAUGAUGAUUGGGAACAAAUUAAUCAACCGAAGAUGAUAAUGGAAAUGAAAUCAAAAUAUUUUUAUAUACAAAAUUUUUGGAUGAAAUUGUAA
Messenger RNA from Adineta steineri, 759 nucleotides. The record is from the annotation of a GenBank genome assembly. Lineage: Eukaryota; Metazoa; Rotifera; Eurotatoria; Adinetida; Adinetidae.